Molecule: messenger RNA, 2172 nt
Organism: Rosa rugosa (rugosa rose)
Lineage: Eukaryota; Viridiplantae; Streptophyta; Magnoliopsida; Rosales; Rosaceae
Exons: 2
Coding region: 1-2172 (723 amino acids)
Molecular function (GO): protein dimerization activity
Source: RefSeq, a predicted model, not a curated record
AUGAGCAGCGGAGAAACACCUCCUAUUAGUUCUAGUGCCGGGUUUGUUAACGUCGGUGCUAGUAGUGGAUCUGCUGAUACUGAAAAUGAGACCGUUGAUGAUAAAGCACCAUUGUGGAAAUUUGUGAAGAAGAUUCAAAAAAUGGCAGGUGGAGGAAGUUGGAGGUGGCAGUGCAAUUUUUGCAAAUUGCACUACAACGGGUCUUAUACUAGAGUUCGUGGUCAUUUGUUGAAAGAAGGAACAGCGGGGGUGGCAGUUUGCAACAAGGUUACUCCUCAUGCAUUUACUCAAAUGUCCAAGUUGGUGAGAGAAUGCAAGGAGAGACUAAUGAAUGCAGCUCCUAAACAAGUUCCACUACCAUCAUCAGGACAACAACGGGGGAGUUCCGCCACAAGUAGCUAUGGGAUGAGUUAUUAUGCCUAUACACAAGCACAAACAGCAAGUGAUGGUGGAAAGAAGAGGAAAACAACUGUUGGUUCAGUUGAAAAGGCCUUCCAAAACUCAGCUAGGGAGCAAUGCGAUAGUGAGGUUGCAAGGAUGUACUACACCGGUGGCUUAUCUUUCAACCUAGCUAGAAAUCCACACUAUCGAAACUACUACAUUCGUGCUUCUACCCUUCCAGGCUACAUUCCACCAGGCUACAAUGCUCUAAGGACCACACUUCUUGCAAAAGAAAGGAAAAAUAUUGAGCAUCAUUUAGAGCCAAUCAAGAUUACAUGGAAAGACAAAGGUGUGAGUCUUUGUAGUGAUGGUUGGUCUGAUGCACAAAGAAGACCAUUGAUUAAUGUGAUAGCCACUUAUGAGAGUGGUCCGAUGAUGUUGAGGGCUAUAAACUGUGAGGGGGAAUUCAAGGAUCAUGCAUUGAUUGCAGACUUGAUUAUAGAUUCCAUCAAGAAAGUGGGUUGGGAAAAUGUUGUGCAAGUGAUUACCGACAAUGCUCCAGUUUGUUCCAAGGCCGGUGCCUUGAUAGCAAGUAAGUAUCCUACUAUUUUUUGGACACCAUGUGUAGUGCAUACUUUGAAUCUUGCUGUCAAGAAUAUUUGCACACCUUCAUUAGUUGCAAGCAAUGCGGAUGUGUUUGAUGCAUGUUGUUGUUUACAGCCAGUUUCUGAGGAUGUUAUGUUUAUCAAGAACUUCAUUAUGAAUCAUGGAAUGAGAUUAGUGAUGUUUAAUGACCAUUGCAAUUUGAAGUUGCUUUCGGUUGCUCCCACAAGGUUUGCAUCUACGUUAAUCAUGCUAAAGAGGUUUAGGCAAAUCAAAAAUGGUUUGAAACAGAUGGUCAUCAGUCCAAAGUGGGAUGAUUACAAAGAAGACGAUGUUAGGAAGGCAGCUUCUGUGAAAGAGAAAUUAUUAGAUGAGUUGCUGUGGGAUGACAUUGAUUACAUCAUUUCUUUUACUGAGCCUAUCUAUGAGAUGAUCAGGAGAGCAGACACUGAUAGGCCUUCUCUUCAUUUGGUGUAUGAUUGGUGGGAUAGUAUGAUUGAGCAAGUGAAGAAAGCUAUCUAUAGGAAAGAAAGGAAGCAACCUCAUCAAGAGUCUCCAUUUUGGGAUGCGGUGUAUUAUAGUUCGGAAUGGCUUAGUGAAGAUACUAAUCGGGUUGCUCCCCACAAAGAUUUAGAGAUUACAAGGGAGAGGAAAAAUUGUAUCCUUAGAUACUUUGCCAAUGAAGAUGAUCGAAGAAAAGUUAACAUAGAAUUUGCCAAUUUUUAUAUGUGCAUGCAAGAGUUUGGAAGUGGAGAUGCUAUGAAGGAUAGGUUUAUUAUGCAGCCUAUAACAUGGUGGGCUGUCCAUGGAGCUUCGGCACCAUCUCUUCAAGCCAUAGCCUUCAAUGUUCUAGGUCAACCUUGUUCUUCUUCAUAUUGUGAAAGAAAUUGGAGUACUUACAAUUUGAUUCACUCUGUGAGGAGGAACAAGAUAACACCACAAAGAGCGGAAGAUUUGGUGUUUGUGCAUACCAAUCUUCGCCUUUUAGCUAGAAGAAGCCCAAGUUACAAUGAGAGUGCAACUAAAAUGUGGGAUGUUGGAGGUGAUGAGUUUGAUUCUUUGGAAGAGACUAAUGUUGGAAGGCUUGAGAUUGCUAACCUUUUACUUGAUGAACCACAAUUAGAGGGGGUUUUGUUUAAUGUUGAUCAUGAAGAUGAAGACCUUGAGGAUGUUGUCCAAGUUGAAUGA